Messenger RNA from Pezoporus occidentalis (night parrot), 2400 nucleotides. RefSeq names its product solute carrier family 7 member 13 (gene SLC7A13). Lineage: Eukaryota; Metazoa; Chordata; Aves; Psittaciformes; Psittacidae. Gene Ontology annotation, biological process: amino acid transmembrane transport. Gene Ontology annotation, cellular component: membrane. The transcript is spliced from 4 exons. Bases 244 to 1710 code for a protein of 488 amino acids. The record is from RefSeq and is a predicted model, not a curated record. Gene Ontology annotation, molecular function: L-amino acid transmembrane transporter activity.
UAGUAAUUUCUGAAGUACAUAUUAAACCAACAUGUACGUGAUUUGCCAGUUUUUCUUGAAGUUUUUGGUUAAUCAUCUUCGCACAGGAGACAUCAAAACCCAAAGUAUACUCUCUUUUCUGAAUGAUUAAGCCAGACUUCCCAGAACAUUUCACUAGCAAGUAGGGCCAUGACAGUCUGCUAACAACGAACUGAAAGGGAAAUACAUAGCAUCCAUCAUCUGCGGGAAAAAAAAACGGAAAAAAUGGGAGAAAGAAAAAGUGAUGUCCCCAAAGAUGUGAUGAGAAAAGGAAAAUCCAAGAUGCAACUCAAAAGAAAUAUAGGUUAUUUUGAUGGGGUAAGUUUUAUUAUAGGAACAAUUGUUGGGGCAGGGAUCUUUGUUUCUCCCACUGGGGUGUUAAAGCAUUCCUUACUCAACGUUGGCGUUGCACUAACGAUCUGGACUGCGUCUGGGCUGGUUUCUCUGAUGGGUGCCCUCUGCUAUGCGGAGCUGGGAACUGCUCUGCCUUUCUCUGGAGGAGAAUACAGCCACAUUAAAAGAAGCCUUGGAUCCCUGCCUGCUUUUGUGUUUAUCUGGACGUCAACAGUUACCAAGCCAGCAUCGAAUGCUGCUCGAGCUUUGCUGUUUGCUGAAUAUGCCACCCAGCCUUUCUAUGGUGCUUGUCCUGCACCAGAAGUGGUGAAGAAAUGCUUGGCCUUGGCCGUUCUCUGGUCCCUGGGGAUUUUGAAUGGCCGCAGCGUUAAAAUGGCUGCAUGGGUGCAGACAGUUUUCACUCUGCUGAAGAUGAUGGCCUUGUCUGUAAUUGCCAUCGGUGGCAUUGUUCUCCUUGUUGGCGGGAGAAGGGAGAGUCUGUUGAGGUUUGAGGACGCAUUCAGCUCAGAGAUCCCCGGUGCAUCACAGGUUGCCGAAGCCUUCUUCCAAGGACUGUAUGCUUACGGUGGCUGGUGGUCCCUCAAUUAUAUGGCAGAGGAGAUGAAAAACCCUAGCAGGAAUAUCCCUUUAACUGUGAUGACUGCUGUUCCUGCAGUAAUGGUUUUUUAUUUACUGGUGAACAUCUCAUAUCUGACUGUCCUCACUCCUAAGGAAAUUGUCUCUUCAGUUGCUGUGGCAGUCACUUGGGCUGAUCGAGUGAUCCCCUCUGUUGCCUGGAUCAUUCCUCUCUCUGUUGCUGUCUCAAUAUUUGGUGCCCUCAACAGCAGCAUGUUCACACUAGGUCGUUUAAGCUAUGCUGGAAGUCAGUCAGGACAUCUACCUGUUUUAAUGUCCAUGCUUAACAUCCAUUCCUGUACUCCAGCACCAGCCAUGAUUUUUUCAACCACCAUUGCAUCCAUUUUUAUCAUCCCUUCUGACCUUAUUAUGUUAACAAAUUACUUCGGAUUUUCUGCCUGGCUUAUGACUGGAUUGACUUGUGCAAGCCUGAUUGUACUUCGAUACCGGGAACCUCAUCUGCAUCGCCCGUACAAAGUGUUUCUACCAGUUCCGUUUGUGAUGGUGGCAAUGUCUUUCUUCUUAGUUUUAGCUCCCAUAGUCUGGUCUCCAAAUCUGCAAUAUGUUUAUGCUUUCCUGUUUAUGCUGGGAAGUCUUAUUGUUUAUCUGCCUUUCAUACAUUUUAAACUGCAUUUUUCAUUUCUUGAUAAAAUUACUUGCCACUUACAGCUCCUGUUGGAAGUCUCCCCUGCCGAUGGAUCUGCUGAGGGCAAAUGUGAAUAAUGGCAGGUGUUUAAUCCUGGUACAACUGAGAGCCCACAGAGGAUUUUGUUUAACUGAAACUGUAGAAGGCAGAGUUUAGAUGAUAGGUGUGAUAUGCAGAUGUACAUGAGUGUGCAUGCAUGUGUGUGUGUGUAUAUAGAUAAAUAUAUAUAUAUGGCAUACAUGUAUACAUGCACUUAUAUGUAUGUAUACAUGCACUUGUAUGUAUACAUGCUGGUAUAUAUAUGUAUGUAAAUAUAUGCAUUUUAAUCUAUAGACAUUAGCAUAAUGAGUUAAUAUCUAUAUAUCUUUAUGUGUACAUGUGUCUAUCUACAGGUACGUAGAUAUAUAUGUACACUUAUUUAAUAGGUGCAAAGAAUUUCUCUCAAGCUGGUAAAAUCUGUAGAGUUCUCUCCCUUGCUCCUGAAGACAGAAUUGCUUGUUGCAUAUAUUCUUGCAAUAAUAGAAAAAUUACUUAAUUACAGCACAAAUUAUCAAUACUAUUAUCUAAUAAAUGCGUAAGUACAUACUAAACAUUGCCAUUAUGUAAAUAUACUUUUCGAUUCCAAAUGAAAUUGUCUGGAUUAUUUUUAGUUCAUAGUAGCUCAUUUAUUAGCACUUCUGUUUCUAAAGGCUUUAUACUUCUGUUCAUCUGCUACCUUUUUUGUCUGAAUUUAUUUUUAAUAAAAACCUUUGAAGAACAUAAUAAAA